AAGUGGUUUUAGAAAAGGAAGAAACACGAUGGAUCCAGUCUUGUGUCUGGAGCAUGAGAUCAGGAAAGCCCAGAUUAAUAAAGAAAGUGUGGUAGCUGUAGAAAAGGAAGAAACACGAUGGAUCCAGUCUUGUGUCUGGAGCAUGAGAUCAGGAAAGCCCAGAUUAAUAAAGAAAGUGUGGUAGCUGUAUUUUUUGACGUAGAGAAAGCGUAUGACAUGAUGUGGAGAGAGGGACUACUUAUAAAAAUGAAAAAAAUGGGAAUCACAGGACGAAUGUUUAAAUGGAUUAAAAAUUUUCUAUCAGACAGACAAAUACAGGUGAGAAUAGGACAAGAUUAUUCUGACAAAUACUACAUAGAAAAUGGGACACCACAGGGAAGCAUAGUUAGCCCUUUGUUAUUCUCUAUAAUGAUCAACGACAUGUUUGAUGGUGUAGAAAUAGGAAUGGGAAGGUCUUUAUUUGCAGAUGAUGGGGCUUUGUGGAAGAGAGGCAAAAAUCUACAGUUUAUUAUAAAAAAGGUACAGGAAGCAAUAACAACAGUUGAAAAAUGGUCAAAUAGAUGGGGAUUAAAAUUUUCAGUAGAAAAGACAAAAUCAAUAAUUUUCACAAGAAAAAAAACACCUAAUAAUAAUGAACUCAAGUUGUACGGGAAAGUAAUUGAAAGAGAAAAACAGUUUAAAUUUCUGGGCAUCUGGUUUGAUGAGAGACUAACAUGGACAGUGCACAUCCAAAAAGUAGCUGACAAAUGUAAAAAGAUUCUAAACAUCAUGAGGUGUUUGACAGGGAAAGACUGGGGAGCAGACAGGAAAGCACAAAGGACCAUAUACACAGGAUUAAUCAGAUCAAUAACAGACUAUGGGAGUAUCGUUUAUAGUUCAGCUUCAGAAACAAAUUUAGAAAAGUUAAACAGUAUUCAAUAUCAGGCAUUAAGGAUUAUUACCGGGGCAUUCAAAACAACACACACAGGAUCAAUAUUAGUAGAAAUGGGAGAACCACCACUGAACAUCAGAAGAGAACAAUUAGCAUUAAAUUACUGGGCAAAUCUGAAAGGACACGAACAAAACCAUCCAACACAAGAAAUAUUAAAACCUUGCUGGGAGAAAGAAAAGAAACACACAAAAAACUUUGGAUGGACCAUAAAUCAAAAGUCAGCAGAAAGUCAAAUAGAUGAUCUUAACGUCAGCCCAACAGUUCCACUUCCAAACAUACAUCCAUGGUUAUUCACAGACACAACAGUUGAUUUAAAAAUAUUAGAACAAAAUAGAAAUGGAUUGAUUUCAAAUACAGUUAUCGAACACAUCAAUAAAUAUUAUGGAUAUGUAAAAAUAUAUACAGACGCUUCAAAAAAUACAGCAGGGCAAAUAGGGGCAGCAUUUAUUGUACCAGAGUUUGGAGUUAAAGUAGGGAAGAGAUUAAACAACAAAUUAUCAGUAUACACCGGAGAAAUGGUCGCAAUAUUACUGGCAGUUCAAUGGAUAGAAGACAAUCAACCACUCAGAUCAGUCAUAUGUUCAGAUUCCAGUUCAUCAGUAAUUAGUAUAAAAAACAGUUGUUCAGAAAGCAGACCGGACAUAUUGAUAGAAAUACAGCAAACAUUAUUCAAAAUUAGUAUGAUGGGGUUAACGGUUACAUUUUUAUGGAUUCCAGCUCACAUAGGGAUAAGAGGAAAUGAAAUGGCAGAUAAAGCUGCAAAGGAGGCCACCAAACACAACUCAGUGGAAAUAGAGGUAAAAUUCAGUCGGGCAGAAAUAAAAAGCAUCACAAAACAGAGAAUGAGGGAAAAAUGGCAAAAGCAAUGGGAAGAAGAAAGAAAAGGUCGAUGGUUCUACAUAAUUCAACGAAAAGUUGGAGAAAUGAGAAGAGCUGAAAGAAACAGAAGGGAAGAAACUGUCAUCUCAAGACUCAGAUUUGGACACACAGGAUUGAACAGGACAUUAUUCAUCAUAGGGAAACAUAACACGGGAAAAUGUGACCAUUGUGGGGAAGAUGAGACCAUACAACACGUGCUAAUGAUCUGCCAAAACUACCAUCAUGAAAGAAGACAAAUGAUUCAAAGACUCAAUGCAAUAAACGUCAGAUUUGACCCUGUAGUGCUGCUCCAAGCAAAUUCAAGUUCUGCAAGUACCAACAUCUUGUUGAAAUACCUGAAAAGGACUCAGUUGUUUGAGAGAAUAUGAGCGUUUUUUAUUCUUAUGGAUAUAAGUUAUUUAU
Molecule: messenger RNA, 2212 nt
Organism: Nematolebias whitei (Rio pearlfish)
Lineage: Eukaryota; Metazoa; Chordata; Actinopteri; Cyprinodontiformes; Rivulidae
Exons: 2
Coding region: 118-2178 (686 amino acids)
Molecular function (GO): RNA-DNA hybrid ribonuclease activity; nucleic acid binding
Source: RefSeq, a predicted model, not a curated record